AUGGACUUUAUUGUAGUGGACACGUAUUCUCUCUACACGGCCAUAGUGGCCAGACCCUGGCUUUAUGCCCUGUGGGCUGUUUCUUCAACUUUGCAUCAGAAAGUGAAGUAUCCAUCUAGGGACUGGAUUAAGGAGCUGGUAGGAAGUCAGUCCAUGGCUAGGCAAUGUCUUGUGUCUGCAAUUUUCCAUCAGCCUGCAUCUAAGUCCUUAGCCUCUGCCAAGGGAGCUCCGGGGGUGGAUCCAAGCUUCAUCUACCAUCAUUUAAAUGUUAAUCCAUCUGUCACCCCCAAGAAACAACCAACUUGGCGCUCAUCUAAGGAUCAUUUUGACGUUGUUAAAGACGAGGUGAUGAAGCUUAAGCAGGCUAGGGCUAUUAAGGAGGUGUUCUACCCUGAAUGGCUGGCUAAUACAAUGGUGGUAAAGAAGAACACUGGGAAGUGGCGUGUAUGUGUAGAUUUUACAGACUUGAUCAAAGCUUGCCCAAAGGACCCUUUCCCCAUGCCUCGAAUUGAUCAACUGGUGGACGCAACUGUGGGCCAUCCUCGGAUGAGCUUCUUGGAGCCUUUCAAGGGUACCAUCACAUACCUUUAG
Messenger RNA from Quercus robur (English oak), 591 nucleotides. RefSeq lists its product as uncharacterized. The transcript has 2 exons. NCBI's taxonomy places the organism in Eukaryota, Viridiplantae, Streptophyta, Magnoliopsida, Fagales, Fagaceae. The record is from RefSeq and is a predicted model, not a curated record. Bases 1 to 591 code for a protein of 196 amino acids.